UGAUUACCCCUAAACGAGUGCAAAAACUGAUAAGGAUGCGCCAAUGAAUAAAACAAACAAUCUCGGUUCCGUUACCGACUGAAACAAUGUCCAAAGUCACGUUUGAUUUUCUCUACUCAAUGCAUGAUGACAUCACCAAUCAAUCACCAACAGCGGUGUGGGAAUUUCAAAGAAAAGCGAGUUUCUCAUCGAAUCAUGUGACAGAAUCUCCAGAACCUUGCACACGUUCUCUCUAGAUACUUCAUCCAAAUUCAGAGAUUUAUCUUCGAUUUUGGUGUACAUUUCACUAUCUUGAGCUCUUGGCUUUGUUUGAUUGUAUUGAUUGUCUAUUGAGGGUUCUUGAAUUUUGAUUUUUCAAACCGGGCUUGUUGGAUUAGGGUUUGGUUAAUGUGAAUGUGAAGAUGUCUCCGGGUUUCGAUGCAAUGAGUGGGACUCCACCUGGAAUUUCGCUUCUACGAAGCGUUAGAGGCAAGGAUUGGAGUCUAAAUACCUAUAGAUAUAUGGUUUUGUUGAUUACUUUUAUAGCUUAUACUUGUUACCAUGCUUCUAGGAAACCCAGUAGCAUAGUCAAAAGUGUUUUGGAUCCAGACCCUAAGAAGAUCAAUGUAAUUCACCCCUGGCCAAUUGGUGAAUUCUUUGUUAAGAGGGAUUUUGUGGUGGGUACUGAGAUGAAUAGAUUAAGAGAUCAGGGUUGGGCUCCAUUUAAUGGAACAGAUGGGACUUUGAAAUUGGGAGAGAUUGAUGUUGCAUUUCUAGCUUGUUAUUCUCUAGGAAUGUAUGUUGCUGGGCAUUUAGGGGAUACUUUGGACCUGAGAUUGUUUUUGACUACUGGGAUGAUUGGGAGUGGGAUUUUUGUCGGGCUUUUUGGGAUGGGUUACUUUUGGAAUAUACAUGUGUUCUGGUUUUAUUUGGUGAUGCAAAUGGUAGCCGGGUUGUUUCAGGCAACGGGUUGGCCUUCGGUUGUUGCUGUUAUAGGUAAUUGGUUUGGGAAGAGGAAGAGGGGAUUGAUAAUGGGUAUUUGGAAUGCUCAUACAUCUGUGGGGAAUAUCAGCGGUUCGCUUCUUGCUGCCAGUGUAUUGGAGUAUGGAUGGGGCUGGUCUUUUAUACUUCCUGGUGCUUUUAUCAUUCUAGGAGGGACAAUAGUGUACCUGUUCUUGGCUGCUUAUCCUGAGGAUGUUGGGUUUCCUAGCCCACAUGGUUUUGCUUGCAAUCUCAAGACAGUGACUAAUGAUGAAGAAGCUCAGAUAAGAAAAGGAGACUUGGUGGAAGCUGAAAAGAGAAAUAUCCUGCAGUGUCGAUCGGUGAAUAGGAAAAGUAUCGGGCUUUUUGAAGCUUUCCUAAUACCUGGUGUCAUACCAUUUGCAUUGUGCCUCUUCUUCUCAAAGCUUGUGGCAUACACAUUUUUGUAUUGGCUACCAUUUUAUCUUAGUCAGACAGCUAUUGGCGGAGAGUAUAUAUCGGUAAAAUCUGCAGGAAAUCUUUCUACUCUGUUUGAUGUUGGGGGUAUUGUUGGUGGGAUUUUGGCUGGCUACAUAUCUGAUAAACUUAAUGCUCGUGCUACUACUGCAGCCAGCUUCAUGUAUGCUGCAAUCCCUGCUUUGAUUCUCUAUCGCACAUAUGGGAGUAUUUCAAUGACCUUUAAUAUUGUACUUAUGAUGAUUGCUGGUUUGUUCGUAAAUGGACCCUAUGCUCUUAUCACUACUGCAGUCUCUGCAGAUCUCGGUACACACAGUUCUCUCAGAGGGGAUGCUCGGGCACUGGCAACAGUCACUGCCAUUAUUGAUGGUACUGGAUCGGUUGGGGCAGCUUUGGGCCCUCUUCUUACUGGUUUCCUUUCUACCAAGGGAUGGGAUGCAGUUUUUGUGAUGCUAAUGAUUGGUGCUCUUGUUGCUGGUCUUCUUUUGUCCCAUUUGGUCAUAACUGAACUUACUGAGAUAAAUUGCAAAUGGAAAUCUAUACCCAGUGGGCAGCACACUCCUGGAGCUACUGCGUCUAAACCCCUUCUAAGUGAUCAAAGGUGAUAUCAGGAAUGGCCUCGUGAAGUAUCAUGGUGUUCAGAAAAUCAAGAACAAAUUGGUAAGCAGUCUUCAAAAUAAUUGUCUGAUAAAGCAAAUACAAUAAUUUGCAUUUGUGAAGUUUGAUAACCUCAUCUACUGCUUCUAGUGAAAACAAAUUGUUCUUCUGUAGUGUAAUAUGUAAGCUGAUAAUGUGUAAAUUAUUUUGGUUCCCUGGAGUUUUGAUAGUUAUUUUACCGUAUCACAAUAAAAUAAGAAAUUGUACCUUCUCUUGACAACCAAUAUGAGUUGUGCUGAUAAAAA
Messenger RNA from Camellia sinensis, 2318 nucleotides. Its product is annotated as putative glycerol-3-phosphate transporter 4. Gene Ontology annotation, molecular function: glucose 6-phosphate:phosphate antiporter activity. Lineage: Eukaryota; Viridiplantae; Streptophyta; Magnoliopsida; Ericales; Theaceae. Gene Ontology annotation, cellular component: membrane. The record is from RefSeq and is a predicted model, not a curated record. Gene Ontology annotation, biological process: transmembrane transport; phosphate ion homeostasis.